UUGGACUUUAGAAAAGAGGCCCAACUAUUGAGAAAGGAAGGAACAGCCAAGCGGAAGUGAAAGGUGCAAACGUAGAACCACCAAGAAAGACACCAACACUGAACUGUUGGUGCAAUUGGAGAAGGCAACAUCAACACUCAAAACUCAAACAAACCUUGCAAGGGAGAAUCAGUGAACCACAAAAUUAUUACUCACUCCUGUGUAAAUCCUCAUCUACAAGCAAUUAAUUCCAUUGUCAUUUUUUUUUUUUCCUGGUGUCCAACCGAGUGUACGACUUCACGCCAUCUUCGUAACCUUGCUUGAAAUCCUAGGAUCGCAUUUCACUCGCGGCUGCAGCAGGGAAGCACUCUUCUUUCUUUGCUCGUGUCCGAUCUGCCAUGGCUGAAGUCCUUCAAUAUUCAUCGCGCUAGAAUGCGAGUCCCUCGAUUUCUUUGAGUGAAGAAGGGUGGUCACAGUUUCCUUGAGGAAUGAUGAGAAAUCUCUCUGCAUCUCAUUCCUUUGGUCUUUUCGUGACCUCACCCAUCUUUUGUCCCAAUAACCUUCCUGCUAUCACUCUCUCCUCACGUUCCAGCAGAAGAUCUUCUCCUUCCAUUCAAUGUGCGGUUCAAUUCCGUCCCUGCAUCGACAUCCACAAGGGGAAAGUGAAGCAGAUUGUGGGGUCAACCUUGCAAGACUUGAAAGGGGGUGAUGGGUCGGAUCCUGUGACCAAUUUUGAGUCUGAUAAGUCAGCUGCUGAGUAUGCUACUCUUUACAGAGGAGAUGGACUCACGGGUGGCCACGUCAUCAUGCUUGGUGCAGACCCUUUGAGCAAAGCUUCUGCCUUGGAAGCGUUGCAUGCUUAUCCCGGCGGUCUACAAGUUGGAGGGGGGAUAAAUGCUGACAAUUGUUUGAGUUACAUAGAAGAGGGAGCGAGCCAUGUCAUUGUGACAUCUUAUGUAUUCAAUGACGGACAAAUGGAUAUUGGAAGGCUAAAAGAUCUUGUUCAAAUUGUUGGCAAAGAGAGGCUUGUGUUGGAUCUCAGUUGUAGAAAAAAGGAUGGUAAAUAUGCAAUUGUCACUGAUAGAUGGCAGAAGUUCAGUGAUGUUUUUGUUGAUCCUGGUGUUAUGGAAUUUCUUGCCAAUUUUGCUGAUGAGUUUUUGGUCCAUGGUGUUGAUGUUGAAGGGAAAAAGUUGGGAAUUGAUGAAGAGCUUGUUGCUUUGCUUGGCAAACAUUCACCAAUUCCUGUUACCUAUGCUGGUGGUGUGACUGGAAUGGCUGAUCUAGAGAGGAUAAAAAGCGCCGGAGUGGGGCGUGUGGAUGUGACUGUGGGUAGUGCCUUGGAUAUUUUUGGAGGAAACUUGUCUUAUGAAGAGGUCGUAGCUUGGCAUGUACAGCAAAAGGCCUAUGUAGUUUGAUUAAUAUGUUUUCUUCUAAUUGGAGAUAGGGACUGGUGUGCAAGGAUCUGUUUUUGGUAUUUCUCUAGAUGUGUAACCAUUUAUCAGGUUAUUUUUUAAUGACUGAAGGCAAAUUGAACAAUUGAUAACAGAAUAUCUAGUAUGAACUGAUUACUAUUUUAAUAAUACUAAGUCUUCAAAAA
Vigna unguiculata (cowpea) is the source of this 1576-nucleotide messenger RNA. RefSeq names its product 1-(5-phosphoribosyl)-5-[(5-phosphoribosylamino)methylideneamino] imidazole-4-carboxamide isomerase HISN3, chloroplastic-like. The record is from RefSeq and is a predicted model, not a curated record. Lineage: Eukaryota; Viridiplantae; Streptophyta; Magnoliopsida; Fabales; Fabaceae. Gene Ontology annotation, cellular component: cytoplasm. Gene Ontology annotation, biological process: L-histidine biosynthetic process; L-tryptophan biosynthetic process. Gene Ontology annotation, molecular function: 1-(5-phosphoribosyl)-5-[(5-phosphoribosylamino)methylideneamino]imidazole-4-carboxamide isomerase activity.